UUUUGAAAAUGUCAGAGUCAUCAGGAACACACAGAAGCUUAUACGUUGGCAACCUAAGCAGCAAAGUCCAUGAAUCAGACCUAGAAGACAUGUUUGGCAAGUAUGGACACAUCCAUAGUGUCAGGAUCGUCAAGAACAAGUUUGGCUUUGUUGAAUUUUCCAAUGAAGAAGAUGCUGAGUACGCUCUAAGGAAAUGAGAUCAGAAGCUCUUAUUUCAGAGACCCAUCGUAGUAGAGUGGUGCAAAAGCAGCAAUAAGAACAAGAAAAACAGAGAUGCAUGAUACAAGUGAAAUGAGAUAGGCCAUUGGGCUCAAGAGUGUCACAAAGGCUAUAGCGGAGAAUGUUAUAACUGAGGACAGAUUGGCCAUAAGCAAAGAAAUUGCCCUGAAAAUAGAAGUGAAGGCAGCGUUGCAGGUCGUAGUUACGAGAGAAGAAGUGAUUACAGAAAGAUUAGAAGAAAAAGAUCCUCUUCAAGAAGAAAAUUCAAAAGAAGAAGAAGAGACAGCAAAAGCUACAGUCGUAGUGACAGCAGAAGAAGUUCGCUAACUCCAAAAUCAAGAUCUAGAAGAUCUGAUAGCCGAGAUUACAAAUCAAGAAAAAGAAGUGAACCUGAGAGAAGAAAAAGCAGGUCAAUUUCAAGCAAAGAAAGAGAGCUACCUCCAGGUUGGAGGACAGAAAGGCCUCUUCCAAAAAUAAAUAGAUCUCACUCAAAAAGGAGUAGAUCUUUUUCGAAAGGAAGAAGUGAAAAUUCUACACCUAGAAAAAGAAGUAGGUCAAAUAUUAGUAGGAGGGACUCCAGAUCACCUCUGAAGAAGAAUCAAGAAAAACAGAGAGAUAGAUCCUUAUCCAAAAAAUCUAAAUCUCCAAGUUUUAACUCAAGAAGGAGCUUAUCGAACCAAAGAAACAAGCCUGAAUCAUGGAAGGAUCUCCCAGAUUCUAAAGAUCCUGCCAAGAAAUUUGGAAAUGAGUCUAGACUAAGGUCACUCUCAAAAGAGAGCCCUAGGAGGUCAAGUAAAAGAUCUCCAAGAAACUCAAGAGAUAUCUACUCUAGAAGAAGAGACUCAAGAAGUCUGUCAAGAAGAAGAGAUUCCCGCAGCAUCUCAAGAGGAAGAAGACGAAGCUACAGAAGAAAUAGAGCACCAAAAAGGUACAGAAGAAAAUACAAAAGACGCAGAAGAAAUAGGAAAACAAGGAGAAGAUCUCCCAGCUCAUACAGCAAAGAAGCUUCAAGAAGUAGAUCUAAGAGAAAAAGAUCUCAAAGCCGCUCAAUAUCACCUCAAAUAAAGAAGAGGAAUAGGAAAUCAAAUGAGAAGAAGGAAGAUGAAGGCAAAGGAUGGGGUUCAGAUACUCCAUUUCCAACAGAGUCCAAAAAUACUCUAAGACCAAAAGAUCAAACCCUCAAUAAAGAUUUUGAUAAAGCAAAUCAGAAGCCUAAUGAAUGAAGUAAUAAUGAAAAGAAUGAAUCUAAAGUUGUAGAAAGCAAGAAAGAUCCUAUAAGUCAUAAAGACAGUAGGAAAGAAAGCAAGAUAGAGCAGCCUUCCAAUGAUUUCACAACAGCAGAUAAGGGACCAGAAAGCCCAGAAUCAGAGAAAGCUAGGGGUCAAGCUACUCAGAAAGACACAAAGAUGCAGCCUAAGGCUUAAGCCAUUUUUUAGUAUGACCUCCUAAGUUAUGAAUUAGUAUUAAAUCUUCAAUCAAAUUG
This is a messenger RNA of Moneuplotes crassus, 1702 nucleotides long. The record is from the annotation of a GenBank genome assembly. Lineage: Eukaryota; Ciliophora; Spirotrichea; Euplotida; Euplotidae.